CAAGCUGCGGGGCCGGGCCGGGCCUGCACGUUCUGUGCCCGCGCGGGGGCCGGGCGCGGGAGGGGGCAGGUCGAUGCCCGCGGCGCGGGAUGGAGCCGGCCUGCGAGGUGAGCCGCAGGGGCGGCCUGGCCCCCUUCUCCGGCCCGCGGGCCCUGGCCGCGCCCGAGAGCGCGGGCAGCCCCGGCCCUGAGCCGCCCAAUGGCUGCACGGCGCCGCUCCCCGCCAAGGCGGCCUACGGCCAGGACCCGGCCUCCUGCUACAUCCCGCUGCGCCGGCUGCAGGACCUCGCCUCCAUGAUCAGCGCCGAGUACCUCAGCGGCGCCGCCUCCCCGCGCCCGCCCGAGCCCGCGGCCCUGGCCGGCCCGCAGGCCGCCGGCAGCCCCCAGGCCCCGGCCGAGCUCGGCCGGAGAAGCCUCGCCGGAGCCACCUGCUGCGAGGAGCCGGCGGCAGAGCUGGGCAGGGCCGGGCCUGCAGGCGGCUCCGCGGGCCGCGGGCCCCACGAGCCCAUCGCGGCCGUGCUGUGCUCCCCCUCGCCGCCGGCCGAGCGGCAGGGCCAGGCCCCCCGGGACGCCGCAGGGGGGAAAAGGACGGAGCGGGUGGAGCUGCGCCCGGUGCCCGGGAAGAUCCCGAUCCGAGUGCCGGCACCCUGCGGAGCGCCAUAG
Messenger RNA from Gopherus flavomarginatus (Mexican gopher tortoise), 662 nucleotides. RefSeq names its product collagen alpha-1(I) chain-like. The transcript has 3 exons. The record is from RefSeq and is a predicted model, not a curated record. Lineage: Eukaryota; Metazoa; Chordata; Testudines; Testudinidae. The coding region runs from base 90 to 662 and encodes 190 amino acids.